Hylaeus volcanicus is the source of this 3875-nucleotide messenger RNA. Its product is annotated as A-kinase anchor protein 17A-like. The transcript is spliced from 7 exons. The record is from RefSeq and is a predicted model, not a curated record. Lineage: Eukaryota; Metazoa; Arthropoda; Insecta; Hymenoptera; Colletidae. The coding region runs from base 843 to 3008 and encodes 721 amino acids.
GACUCGAUGGACUCGGCCGCGCGUACAUGACAUCGAAGGCAGCGUUUUGUGUCGCAUCGAAUUGUUCUUGGUAUUUACAGUGUUCAGUCGGUGGAGCUUGACAGUACGUUAGAAACGAAAUGAUUCUGUUGUAAAGUUGACGGUGAUGUAACGGAAAGUAAAUCCGGGAGAGUGAACCGAUUCGCGGUGAAUGAGAAGAUACUAAAGUGAAGUGGAGAAGGAAAAUCGGCCCGGGGAAGGUUUAUCAUCGUCGUUUCGAAUGGAUACACAACCUCUCUACUGAACAAGUUUUCAUCUUACUGAGCUUACUUUGUCCUGUAGGGAUCUCAGCGAUAUCGUGCCUCUGUAUACGCCACGCGCGCUUUAUUUAAAACCAGUUGCAAAAAUAAAUGUGUCUGUUAAUCUUCCCCAGCUGAAAGUCCCAGGUAAAAUGGCCAAGAAUCGCAGAUACUUUUAAUCCACCUCUAGUGGCAUUUCUGUGUCUUUUAACUGCUGUUGACUUUACGUUUUCGUUCAAAGCUUAUUCUUUCUUUAUUUAGCGGAGAAUAUUUCCCAUAAUUUUUGGAGUAGAAUCCCUAACAUAUAUGAUUGUAUCAAUUUUUGUUCAUUAUGUGUCAAUAAAUUUUAUUCUAUUAAACUUAUUUCCUCAAUUCCAUUAGGUUCACAAGUUCUCUUUGAUAAUUGCUUCUAAUAAUGGUAUUGACUUUUCUGACAGGAAAUAUGUGAUGUCAUUUUAAACUCAGUGCAAAUCUGUAAUUACACAUAAUAUUUUUAGCACAGUAGGUUUUUACAGAAAAUUAACUGCGAUAUAAACAGGAAAAACUAUAUCAACAUGGGAAGUAAUGGAGAAGAUACGUGCCUUAAUACUACCGGACGAGUUUGCAUCUCUGAAGGUAGCCAAGAGUACACUGGAAUUUAUCAGAUUGGAAGGGGACUUGCAAGACAGAUGCAGACUCCAGCGUGUGCUUGCAAGACUCGAUUCUCAGCAUUUGAAUCUAUCUGGAUUUGCCAACAUUUUGAAAGUUCGUGCAGCAGAGACAAAGGAUGACUUUCCCACGAGACAUAGUUGGGAUUCUUACUUUAGAGAUGCUAAGCACAUGAAUGAAUUGAAACCUGGAGAGAGGCCUGAUACGCUACACAUAACAGGCUUGCCUGUUAAGUGGUUUACAGAAGAUGGUUCAACCAUGCCUAGUGAAUCCUUGGUUGCCAAAAUUUUUAAAAAAUGGGGAACACUUAGAAGAAUCGAUGUACCUGCUGCAGAUCCUUAUAGAUCUAGAAUGCGUCUUGGCACAAACAUAAAUAAAUUUAGUUAUGAAGAUGGAAUAUUUUUUGAUGCUUACAUUCAAUAUGUGGAAUAUAUGGAUUUUGUUAGAGCUAUGGAUGCAUUGCGUGGUAUGAAGAUUCUUAAAAAAGAAGGGGACAAUGCAUUCACUGCUGCCAUAAAGAUUACUUUUGACAAAACAAAACACAUGAGCGAUAGUUCUGUCGCGCAUAGAGAAUUUGAAAGAAAACGCCUCAUAGCACAGGAUACAUUAGCGUCGGAACGGCUUCGUAGGAAAGAAGAAGCUGAAGAGAAACGUCGUGCCGAACUAAAGAAAAAGGAAGAAGCCGAUACAACCGCUAAAAAACGAAGACGACAAAAACGAGAAGAGAAACGCAAACGCAAAGCUUUGACUAUGUUUCGGAAAAAAGAAGAAGAUAAAGUGUCUAUGAAAAUUGCUAGAGAAGGACAGAAAUUAAUAAAAGCACAGAGGCAGCUUGAAAGCAUUCGCCUGUUGGACGAAUUAUUUGACAGGAUAAAGAUAAAAGUGGAAAAUAAUGAAAUUAAAAUAGAUGAAGUGACGAACACGGAUGUAAAGAAAGACGACAAAAAGAAUAGUAAACAAGAUGGCGCUGUUCAAAUACUCAGUUCAGACGAGGAGACAAAAGAUGGAAAAAACGAAAAGAAAAUAAAAAAGUCGAAACGGAAGAAAUCAAAAAAGGGAAAAAAAUCAAAGAAGAAACAUAAGAAGGAUUCUGCAAAUUCUGCAAGUCUCAGCGACGAUUCGGAUGCGGAAGGUCAAACGAAGAAACUGAAGAGUGUUCUAAAACAGAACGUUUCAUAUCCAUCUUCGUCGACAGCUCCUACUGCCUUGGAAACUCUUCCUUACCCAAGUCUCUAUCCACGAUUUCCGCAACCGUGGUACUACGAAGCAGCGUUACCCAUGAUUUACCCUGCUUUGUCAAGGGGUGUGCCCAGAGGUGGACGAUUUCCACGCGGGAGGGGUAGAGGAUUUCUGUGGCGUAAUGCUGGAAAUGCUCGCACACUGCACUCUUUCAACCCACAUUUAUACAACGAGGAGUACUACAAGUACUUCGCUCAUUUAGUAGGCCAAGAUUAUCAUUCUUUCGAAUUUAGAAGUUCAAGAUCCCGUAGUCGCAACAGGUCGUUCAGCAAAUCCAGAUCUAGAUCUAAGUCCAGAUCGAGGUCAAGAUCCAAGUCUGGUUCAAGGUCGAGGUCCAAAUCGCGGGAUCGAUCGAGAUCACGUGCAAGAUCGAAGACCGGUUCGAGAUCGCGAAGUCGGAGACGCAGUAAAAGUAAUAGCAGAUCCCGAUCAAGAAAACGACGGGGAAGAUCGAGAUCUAUAUCGAAAUCAAGGUCGAAGUCUUCCACGAGAGUAAGGUCCCGAUCUCGUCGAUCGAGAUCUAGAAAAAAGUCCCGUUCUCGAAGUCGUUCAAAGUCCAGAAGUAAUACCAAAAAUCGUUAUAGACGAAGACGAGAUAGAUCAACGUCAAAGGUCAAAGUGACAAGGGCGAAAUCCCGCAGUGCAUCACCCAAAAGAAGAUCUCGCAGUAGCACUUGGUCCAUGCCAAAGUCUCCUGGUAGAAGAAGUUGUUCCUGGUCAAAAGGAGUCGAUACUAUUAACAAUAAAGCGAAUUCGGAUAACUCGACUCUCGCGGAAGAGCAAGCGGGUACGAACAAAGAAGCGCCGCAAACUUCUCAACUGGAGAACGUAACUUCCGACUGACGACCAUUGAAGACUAUUCUUCCGUUGUGUGUCUUCGAUCCUAUCGCGUAAAAGGAAUGCAUAGUGUUGUAAUACUGUGUACAAAAACUGUGUAAAUUUGUGUAACUGUACUUGUAUAUAUACACAGACGUUGGUAGUGUGCGUUGACGAAAAAAAAAAAAUAUAUUUUUGUUUACGUGAUAACCCUUUCUAACCUUAAGCAACGCAUUACAGUAAUAUGUAAGUAAAAGAAAUCAAAAAUAUUGGUAACGUUUAGAUCCUAUAGAUGUUUUCAACUUUGAUUAUAUUCUGUAGCAUACAAACCCACGAAAUGAUAGAAGUACCGUAUUUUCUAAUCGCCGUUCAAAAUAAAUAUGACAUCGACAAACUAGACGCCAUCUUUUUUAAAUACUGAAGCGUCUAACCUUAUUAAACAGUAUGCAAUACUUACGGAUUGUCCUCUACGAGAUGAUACAUUUAGUAAUAGGACAGAUAAAUAAGUGAAAUCGGAGUUUUUUGUUUAAGUUUAAAGAAAUACGCAUUGAAUAAGAUGUAAGGACAUUUUGCUACGUAAAAAUUUAGAUCGUAUCUGACAUGUCGUUUUCUUUAUUAAUUUCUUUUGUUUCCUCGUAAAGUUGACUCUGGUAGCUGUUAUGCUAGUUCGCGAUGAUCCUAGCAAGUCCAAAUGAAUCGAGAUUGGCCCUGAAGAAACGAAGUGGAUUUUGAAAAUUCGUGUAAGUUAGAAUCGAUGUAAUAUACUUGCGUGUUGGAUAAGUUUAAAUGAGCUGAAUUCGUGUUAAAAUGUGUUUGGAUAUCGGAUAACGAAUAAGAGAUGAAGGAAUUUUUAUCCGUUAUUUGCUGAAUAAAAAUUAUCAAAUGAAAUAACCA